AUUUCGGAAUGUUUCAAGAUGGCGUCAAAGUGACUUGGAAGUGAUAAAGCUUAAGUUUGUUAGGUUCAUUUUCUUCUCAGUCGCAGAAGGAAUAAAAUUAGGUAAUUUUCUUAAAAUUAAAGGUAUUUCAUCUUUUUAGGGGCUUCACUUAGGUACAUGGAAUGGAGAGCUAUUCGGUAGUUACUUGAGCCUAAGUAAAUAAUCUUCAAUUCAGGCGUCUAGGUCUAUUUGAAUUGAAUGAAUUAUCGACGAAUAAUCGAAUCGAUUAGUUCGUAAUAGGCCGAUUAGGCGUAGGCCUAAAAUCAAAUUUUGGUGGAGUAAAUUAUAGAAAAAUUAGACCUACUAGUUAAGCAUAAGCUUAUUAGUAUUAUUUAAAUAACACAACUUAGUUAUGCCUAAGGACCUAACUCCUCUUUGAUUACCCAGGUCUGAACACUGAAACUGAAUUAUUCAAUGUGUGGCUACCCCAGCUUUUUUUUUUUCGAAAGUGCUGCUUACACCGCAGCGGUGUACCUUGCAAAACCAUGGCCCUAGGCCUGCGUACACAGUGGCGGUGAACCUAGCAAAACCAUGGACCUUGGCCCGCGUACAGCGGUCCAAAAAUUAACCAUCAUUGGCUUGGGCUUGGUCUUCAUAUAUCAUAUGGUCUUAGUCUUGUCAGUCUUGUGGUAGUAGACUUAACAGUGUAAACGCUUCAACGACCCUUGGUGAUAUCAUAUUUUGUGAUUAAUUCCCAGAUGCUGAUCGAGCCUUACUAACUAGGCCUAUUUUUUCUCCUCUUUCUUAAAAAUAUAUAUUUUAUAAUUAUAUUAUUAUAAUAAUAAUAUGUUCAUUUGUAUCAGUAUUACUUUUUUUUUUUACAGAAAUUAUAAGUUUUAACUUUAAAUAUUUUAAUUAUUAUACUUUAUGUACCAAUUAUUUAUUAAGUGCUUAAACUUGAACAAGAUGUGCCGGCCUUAAAACACAUACAAGACAUCAAAUUACGUUAAGUCAGAUAAGCCAUGUCUGCGGUUCCCAAAGGUGUUUUACAAUGAAACCAAUGAUUAGCACAAACUCUUGGGACCAAAGCAAAAGUGGUGGUAGUUGCAGUGAUGUUCUUUUCCAAGAUUCAGCCAGUAUGAUGAUCAUGUUCCAUAAUUUGAAAGAUGAAGACAUAUGUACAGUAAAAAUAAGAACAAAUGAGAAGACAAACAGAAAGUGCAUGUAUGAUGUGUUUUACAUGUAAAAUAACCACAGAACAACUUUGAAUACUAAGCGAAAUUUUAUGGUAUUUAAACAUAAACAUUCUUCAUGCCGUUAAUUUACAUUUUACUUUUACAUGUAAAGGUAGUCAUGUUUUAGCCUACAGCUUUUCAUGAAUCUGCUACGAACUUCCAAACAAAAUACCGGUAUUUGAAUAUUAUGUGCAUGGUUGUCAUUUCAACUAUCUUGCUUUCUCUAUUUUUAUGUGUUCAUUCACGACCCUCAGUCUUGUAGCAAAUCUUUUGAAAAUGUCAUGAUUUUAUAAACACACAGCGCAAUAGCAGAUUAUAUAGCAAAGCAAUAAGUCUGUGUUAACCCUGUUCAUGACGUAAAUUUGUUUCCAGGGUGCAUUGCCUGUGCUAUUUGUAGUCGUAGGGUAAAACACAAUGUUGUCUCACAGAAACUGUUGCACAAUGUCUGUGCUAUUUCAAGGGGGUUUUGUUAAAAAAUCAAUCCAUACUGGGUGUGAGUUAAGGGUAAAGCUGUCGUCUGGGCCCUGAAACACCUGGGGCUGAUAUUUAAGGGGACUAGAGUUGUGAUGUGGAACAAAUUUAAAAUAUCAACUACAGGGGGCACAAAACCAAAAAUUGACAGGGGGCCUACCAAGUCACGUGAUAGCUUUGGAUAGACAUUGUCCAUAAAAGAUGUCUGCAUCACAAACAAAACGUUUUGUCUUCAAUUUUUGUUUCUUCAUUUUUUACUGACUCACUCACACUGAGACUGACCAUCUUCUCCUGUCUGAAUCUAAAAAUACUUAUAACAUUGUGAUCCCAACUUAACUCACGCACUGCCAUCUAGACACUUUCCGUAAAUUAAAUUGAUGUCAUACUCAUCUUCUUAUUAAUCAUUCAUACUGACUUCUUCUGUUUCAAUCUGUUUGUUAUUUUUAAUGUUUAUUUUUCAUGUUUAUUUUUCAUGGAUUUUAACAGAUAAAAAGAUUUUAAGAUAUCUUCAAUUAUGGACUACUCAGCAGCUAAUGUAGAACAGGUACUGAAAGUAAAAGUAAAUUAAUUAGACCCAAUUCACUAAGUUUUUCAGUAAGUAUUUUGUAAGGUAGUCCUGUGACAAUUAGACCUAACAGAUAUAUCUGUAUUUUUAUCUACAGAAUGCUGCUAUAAGCUCUACAUUCUAUAAAAAUCACUUUCUAAUAAAUAAAAAAAUAUCUUAAAAUUUUCCAAAAUACAGGCUAUUACAUAAACAUAAAUACUAAUAAAAAUUAUCAUAAGUUACAAAAAAAAUUAUUGAUUCUGUUUGUUUUUGUUGCAGGCAGUCAAGCAGUUUUAUCUUAAUCCAAGUCUUCAAAGUGAAGUCCACUUUUGGCUUACAGGUGCACAGAUAUCCCCUGCAGCUUGGUCCUUUUGUUGGGAAUUAAUGGCACCUAAUAAGGUUUGUUCACAAACUAAAUAAUCCUCUUCGUAAUGGCUCUCAUAUAGUUUUCAUUUAUUAUACAUUAUUAUUAAAAUAUUGCCAUUAGGCAAUAGAUGAUAAUUUUUCUAUUUCAAUUGGUCAUGGGUUUAUUAAUAAACAGUAUGCAUCAAUUGGUAUUUGUUAAAAUUAUUUAUUAUCUUUUGCUUCCUGUCUUUUUCAGGGGAUUGAAGUGCAGUAUUAUGGUGCAAGUUGUUUACAUGUUAAAAUUGUCAGAUUCUGGUAAACACUUAAUUCGAUAACUCUGAGCUCCUUUUUAAAAGAUGAAGAUUAUUAGGUCCUUUGGUGAUAUUUAUAAUGACAUGAUGAACAAUCCCUAUUAUUUUAAUAAAUUAAUAUAGUUCUUAUAUUCUGAUAAGUGAAUAGCAUCAAAAUAUAAAGACACAUGUGCUUAUUUUCUAUAAUUGUUUCUCAUAGGCAUGAAAUUCCAUCAGAACAGUAUGAAUCUUUCAAGUCAAAAUUGCUUGAAACAGUUGUACAAUUCGCAUUAGGUCCUAAAAUUAUACUUACUAGACUAUGUGUUGGGGUAAGUUUAAACAACUAAUGAUAUGUGAAAUAAGUGUAAAAAUUUAUUUUUUAAAAUAACCUAUGGGUCUUCUUGUUUAAAAAUUUGCUUAAUAAUGCUUUGUUGCUGCUUUAUUAAUAAAAAAAUUUAUUGUAAAUCCUGUUAUUAAUAUCAACGUAUGUUAUGAUGCGUAGAAUAACAGAUAAUUAUUUGCACAUAUUCCAGCUUUCUGCAUUAGUACUUCAACUUCUUCCAGAAAAAUGGCCAGAUGCAAUCCAAAAUCUUAUAACUACAUUCCAACAAGAGGGAUUUGCUGCUUUACCAGUGAAUAUAUUUAUUAAAUAUUGUUAAAGCUUGCUGUCUUUGUCAUUUGCAUUAAAAACAUUUUUAAAAUAUUAGUUUCAACUUAAAUAAUUGUAACCUAUAUAAAAAGUUUUUUUUAUUUUUUUUUCAGACAGUGACAAGAUGCCAGAUUCUGCUUGAGGUACUCACAGUGCUACCAGAAGAGGUUAGCAACUUAUCUGCUCUUAACAAUAAUUUGUGGUAAACAAACCUCCAUUAGAAAGGUCUCCCAAAUUUAGUUGCCACAUGUUUUAGUAUUGUUUUACUCGAAAUGCAUCCUGGGUCAUGCUUAAUGGUGUUUGUUAGUUCUGACUGAAUUUUAACAGAGUCAUUAUUGCUGACAAGUUGCCAGGAUGGAAAGAGAAACUUCAAAUAGCCGACCCUGGUUGUAGCCAUGCUCAUGUUGCAACAUAUUCCAAUUGUUUUAUUCAUUUAUUUCUUGUUUUAUGGAAAUAGUGGAAGAGGCAUUCUUAGUGCUUUGAUGUGAUGACAGUCAAUCUAAUGUGCAUGUUAUGUUUUAUUAUGGUCGUGUCAUAUUAUUAGUUAGGAAUUCAAUUAUUUUGUUUUCUUUGAGUGUGCUGCAUUCUUUUAUUACUUACUCAUAUCAUAUAUCUUUUUUAAAAUUGAUAUUUUCUUACAUGUUGUUAUUUUAAUAUAAAAUUAAGUAACUGAGCUAGGCCAAAAAAAACAAAGAAAGAAAGUCAUACUGGGCAUGAAAUGAACAAAAAUAUUGCAAUAGAAUAAAACAUUAUCUGAAUUAUGUAGAUUUAUUGGAAAAUAAAUAAAACUGCAAUGUAGCCUACAUUUACUGCAUUUGCCUACCUGAAUCUUUGCAGUAUAUAUACUACUUGCACCAAACAAGACACACAUUUUCACAUAAGAGCCUCUUAAUAGCUGGAAAUGGGAAAAUUUAGGCUUCCUCUUUUAUGUAUUUAGACCUCACCGUCAUUCACUAUUUUAGACCUGCUAAUAACUAGAGUGUAAGCUUGACAUAUUGACUACUGCUCAUGAACACAUUUAACCUCUGGCUGCUCUCAUCUAUUUUUGGUCAUUUUAUAGCAUUUUUUAGCCUUAGCUAGGUAUCUAUGUUUAUUAUUUUGUUCACAUAAUACCCACACUGAUUGUUGUGAUCUGAUCAGUCUAUCAAAGUUAUAUUGAUGCAGCCCUGGCUCAAAAGUGUUCAUAAAAGUCUUUCAAUAUUUUUUUUUCCUAUUGUAUUGCUUUUCCCCAUCCCCUUUUUUCUCCUUUUAGUUUUUCAGCACCAAUCUUCCUCAGCUAAGGAGGACUAUUUUGAGGCAAGAACUAACCAAGGGGCUUGACCAUGGUAAUUUUACAUUAUGUCUUGUCUCGGUGGCGAUGUACUUAAAUGAAAUCACUAAUGUCUUGAACUAAACAAAAAUGUUACCAGACACCUUAGUUUAGCUUAAGUUGAAGAAAGGUGGAGACAAUUAGCAAUUCCAAAUAAUUAAUUAGGUUGGUUUUUUAAAGGUUCAAAACCUUAAGGAAAAUAAUUAAAUUUUAAAAAAAAUAAUGUUUUUUUCCAAUAUUGUAUUUCCCAAUUGGAGAAAUUAAAAAGAAAAGAACCAUUUGACAAUCCAGUUUUGGGUAUUAUUUAAAAUGUCGUCUUGUAGCAAUAAUUCACUGUAGAUGGUUGCCCUUACAAUAACAUCUUGGAUUGGUUUUUAAAUUUAUUUUUGUCCUUCCUUUUUUUGACUCUAGAUGGUUUUUAUAGAAUUUAUUACAAAGAAUUUGUGCUGUAUUAAAAUGUAUUGUGGCAUAGAAAUGUACAACUAACUUCACUCAGGGCAGCAUCAGUAUUAGAAAAACACACUUUGAAGGUUUGGUAAACUUUAUGUAAACAUGCUAUGUUUGUAAUAGAUUGGUUAUAAUCACUUGUAGAUUUUUUAACACAUUUAUUGCUUCAAAUGAUUAUUUUAUUUGAAAUUAAGAUAGCACAUGUACAUGUUUGUUAAGAUGAUGAGCACUGCUGUAAUAGACCUAACUAAGGCAAAAUGUUCCUGGCAUUAUUGCAUGAUGACUGUACAUUUUAUAACUAUUGUCUGGGUCACUUUACCUCCUUUUUACUUUAUUUCCCUUUGCUAAAGAUAAUAGAUUCUCUUUAAGAAGUUAUUAUCUAAUUGUGUAACAAUUGUUUCAUUAAGGUGUCAAAAAAUUAUAGUUACUUAAUUUCCUCCAUGUUGCUUUUUUUUAGCUUGGAGUAAAAUUAAAAGAGACAUUAAUCCUUAUUUUUCUUUAGUAAUUCCACUUCUGCAGUCACUGCUGACAGAUGAAAGCCCACUAGAGGUUUACCAGAGCUCUCUAAAGGCAUUCUCAAGAUGGGUUGACUUUGGUCUUGCAAUGGAUAGAGCAGAGCCCAUUGUCCAUCAAGUUCGUAUUUAACUGUAUUCGCAAGCAAAAAAUCAUAUUUUGAAGUUAUUGAUCUUAAAUUAAAACAAAUUUUUGUUUAAAGAUAUAAAUAAUAAGGGAUAGUUAUGGAUUGUCCAAAUAUGUGUGUUGUAAUUUUUAAUACAUGUUAUUUUUAAUACCUACUAUUCAUCAGGUUUUCCGAUCCUUGCGCAAUCCACAUUUAUUUGAUAUAGCAUGUGACACAUUGGUCAGUGUUUUUGCACAUCCAGAGUCGUACAAGUAAGUAGUGUUGUACAUUCUUACAUUGAGUUUUGUUUACAUUUUUUUUAGUUUCAGAUUUUUUAGGUUACACGUUAAAUAAAAUUUGAUAUCCAUGUUCUCAUUUCCAACAUAUCAUAUUUGCUUGCAGAUAUCCAGUUACAAUCCAAAGACUUUUAUCAGAAGUAUUGGCCCUCCAUGAAUUGCUUUCACAUGCUGUGCAAGAUGAAGACAAGGUACUGUGCUUUAUUAUUCUCCCAUAUAUUUUAGUUCGUCACAGUUACAAAAGAGGAAUAACUAUUUAAAUAAUAAUAUAGUUCAAUGAUUUAGUUCAAUUCUUUGGAGUGUACUGCCUUCAAGCAGGUUUCUGUAUUUAAAUAUAAAUAGACAUUGCAAUAUAUCUCAGAGUUCUAAUCCCAAGUUAGAGUAUGUUGCUUAUAAGUUGCUCAGACAAACCAAAGUGGCUCAGAAUAGUCCUAAAGCAGUAUGCCUUUUUUUUUAAAGACUUUCUUUCUAAUCGCAUUUGUAUUGCCCUCUUGACCAGUGUAAUUUUUUUGUUUACACAUGAGACUAAGCAAGCGAGCUUGGUUCAUUUCAUCAUAUGUUUGAUGUUAACCUGAAAGGACGCAUCUGAGUUGUGUCAACAUCGCGUUUGUUUUGGGGGGGGGGGUGUUAGGUCAUAUGACUACUAUAGGAUCUUUGAGAUUUAAAAAAAAAAAUUAAUUAAUAAUUCUUUUGUUGAUAAUAUAAAAAUUUUAAUACUGAAGUUGCAAAUACAAAUUAAAUUUUAAAAAACUUUCUAACAAAGAUGAGUUAAAACGCACUAUAGUAGAUAAUUUACAAUUUAUUAAAAUGCAUUAAGGAAAGAAAGUCUGUGGAGAAAAUUUUUUCCAAAAUUAAUAAAAACAAAAAAUAUGUACGUUGCAACUACAUUCAAUUCGAAUCCUUUGGCUACAUAGAGUGCACAACUACACUUCUUAAAGUCUUUUUAAAAAGGUAAUUUUAAUUUUUUAAAUUUAAAACCCCUAAAUGUUUUUUUUAUGGGGAAAUUAUUUUAUCUUUACUUAACCAUUCUGACAACAGAGGUAUUUUCAAAUGUUGCAUGUUUUCCCACUUGUUAGAUAAGAAGGAUAUAUUUGCUGAUCUAUUUAAUUAUUCUUCUUGACAUUUUAAAUCCUGUUAAUUAUGUUGCACAGAUUAAUUGGUAUAUUAAUUAUAGAUAGUUUUUAAAUACAGAGAAAGGAUUUAUUGCAUUCAUAAUGCCUUCCUUACAAAGAGACUUCCCUAUUUCAGCCUUAAGUCUUUUGUUGGAGCCUCAUAUCCAGUUAUGCAAGCUGAGCUAUUUAUUUAACAUAAUAUUUUCAUUAUUUUUAAAUCAUUAAUGUCGCUUUUGUUUAUGGGUGGCUUGAAAAAUCUUUGGACGGCUAAUUGACCAACUUCCCAUCAACUCAUCCAGCCGAAACUUCGCACAUAGACUCAUUGCAGACCGCUAAAAUCAGUUUUUCCUGUUUUUCAAGGGGAACAUGAAAGAAAUGUAAUUUUGUGCGCUAAUGAGAUUCCUAUUCAAAAAAUAUUGCAAGUGCGUUUGGUUCGUAAUAUUUUUUAUAUUUUUUCUCUGAAAUUUUUGUUGAAACGAAUCUGCUGUGUAAAAGCGGAUGGUUAAUUUGAAUAUCAAUAUAUUUCAGGGGGGGUGAAAAAAAUUGGGGGGGGGGGGGGGGGGGGGGGGGCGCGACACGAAUUGUGAUUCUUAUAAAGUGCGUUACUUGAAUGCGUGUUUUGUCAAAUUCUCAGAGGCCCCCCACCAUUGCUCAAUAUUACAUUUUAUGAAGGAUUUAUACAAAAAACUUUGUUGUUUGGGGUUGUUUUAUUAUAUCAUAAAAUUAAUAAGAUAACUGUAUUAGAUUACUUGUAGUUUUAGUUGGAAUGCACAAUUUAUAAAAGAAUACAUACAUGGUUAAAUCUUUUUUAAUCAACAGCAAAUUAAUGUAUAUGAGUCAAUACAAAAACUCAGAUAAAGUGGGUAAUUUUUUUUUAUCCGUGCAACCCAACUAUUGAGACAAAAACUCAAUAUUUUUUAUAUGAACAGAUUUUAGGCUGUAAUGAUAAUUAUAAAUUUGUAAAGUCCAGGGAGUUGAGGAUUGUCAGACCAGAGAAUGUGACCCAGGGCUUCCACUUGACAAGAGUCAAAUAAAAAUUUCAUGUUUGGAAUAUCUAUGAAUGAAUCAAUGUGUUUUUUUCUACACUAGGAAACGUGUGAAGGAAUUUGUCGUGUGCUUGUAUCUCUGUCAGAGAAUCACACAAAGCUUAUAGUGGAGUCUGUAUUGGGACCUGAAGAGGUGAAACAGAAUACAACGUCUUUACUACAGAUGAUAUUAGUAAGUAAAUGUGUGGGAAAUCUAUUUUCAUAGUCAAUUUUUUGGUAGUCCUAUUGAAGUUAAAAUUAAUUAUGUUCAUAACAAAUUAUUUGAAAGUUAUUUUUUCUUAUUUUGAAUCUAAAAAUAAUUUGCACAAGUCUCCAUUUUUUACUGGGGAUAUAUGGAUAAUUAUGUUUUUAACCCCCUUCAGUGUGGCAUCCAUAAAGCUCCACCUUCAUUGUGACACCCAGAGCACAUGCCCCACUUGUCUCUUCCUCAUACAAUCACUGUCAGCAAUCCAGGACCCAUGUUUCAUCAGACAUUUAUCUAAUUGAAUUGUUAUUAAUUUCACAGGCCUGCUCAGGUUUACCAGGUCAUUUUCCAGUGGAUGAAAGCUGUAGUGACCAAACCUUUACAUUUUGGUAUUUAUUACAGGUAUACGUUUAACUGUGCUUUUGUAUUAGUGGUAAAAAUACUAACAACUAUUAUAAUUCUCCACUUUGAAACAUACACCUUUGCAAUCGUACAUUGAUAUUGGUAUUAACUUUUAAUUAUUUGUUAUUUUAUUUUAAGAAUCUGUUAUUUUUAAACAACAUUGAGUGAACUGUUUUAGGUCAUAUUUAAUUUGAAUUCUUCCCUGCAGGAUGAGCUGAGUAUGAUAUCUGAGGAAGACUUUACGCCCUUGAUGGAAGUUUUCAAGCCCAUUUUUUUCUGCUUGAUUGAUGUUUUAUUAAUAAAGGCACGGCACCCUCCUGAUGCUGAAUAUAUGUCUUGGAGUUUAGGUAAAUCAAUGAGUUGGUCAGAUUAUUAGAUGAAAUAUUAUAUAAUUUUUAAGAUGUCUAAGAGGAGUGAGUGGCUUUAGUUGUUAAAAUAAAAACUUUUGGUUAUGACCAGUUUGUUGGUAUAAAAUAAACUGAAUUAGGAAUAAUUGAAAAGCAUUAGUUAGGUCUGAGUGGAUGGACAUAGUGAGGCAGGCCAAAGCCCUACAUGUUUGGUCUGAGUGGAUGGACAUAGUGAGGCAGGCCAAAGUCCUACAUGUUUGGUCUGAGUGGAUGGACAUAGUGAGGCAGGCCAAAGCCCUACAUUGGAUGUAGCAGCACAGGGAUGGACUGAUGGAAUAAUUGUUGUAAGUUCAUAAAAUGUUGAAAUGUAUCCUUAUCCUGAGAUCGAUCAUCUGCUAUACAAUGAAACUUAAUAAUUUUAUUUUUUAAAUCCAAUCCCAGAGGAAAAAGAACAAUUUAGAUGCUACAGACAGGAUAUUGGUGACACACUGGUGAGUUAAUUGCAGCUAUUAUACAACUGGGUCUUAAAUGUCAAUAUAUAAAUUGAACCAAUGCACGCUAGUAAAAUCUGUUCAUGUAAACUAUUAAAAAUUUCUAACAAGCAAGCAUUCAUUUCAAUCUUCAGAUGUAUUCAUACAGUAUACUUGGUGUCGAACUGCUGGCCCAGCUAGUUAAUUGUCUGGUUUCUCUGGUGGAAAAAUACAAACAGGGCAGUCAGGAAUGGCAGGUUUGUAUUUCUUUUUUUUUCAAGUAAUAAUUCUGUUUUGUAACUCCUGCAACAAAAGUGCUAAUAAUUUGUACGUUUAUAUCUGUAAACAACCAUAUUUAUCAUUCAUCAAGUGAUACAAAUAACUCUUUAUUCCACAUUAGAAUAACAAUCAUAUUAAAUAACUGAUCCUGUUUAAAUUUACAUCUUCAGAAUGUGGAGGCCAUUCUCUUUGUAUUUUCAUCCAUCUCAGAAAGUGUUCAAACUGAUGAAAAGCUUCACAUCCCAAAAUUAUUUAUGCAACUUCGGGAAAUUCCAUUUGCUAAUUCCCAACAGAUAUCAACAGCACUUAACAUGAUUGGUUAGUAUAUUUUCAUACAUCUUGGAAUAGGUGUAGCAGCAGGCCUGCUUUUUGGCAUCCGUCUGGCACAGAUGACUUUUUAGAAAUUCACAUUCUAAUUAAGACAAGAUAGUAAAGAAAAGAUUAGAUUCUUUUAUUGAUUUAAAUAAAUGGAAAGGUGUUUUUGAUCACAUUAUAUAAAGUCACUUUCAGCAUAUGGAUAAAAACUUUCUGAUUAACUCUUUACAUUCCUUACAUUUUUUUUUUUUACAUUUCAAGUAACCUUACAAAAGAGUUAAAUAAUUUAAGAAUUUAUGACUAAAAUGCAUGAUGUUAUAAAUAAAUUUGUAGGGAAGUGCUUAUGAGGCUUAUAGAAAUGCUGGUUUCCAAAACUUGUGGGUGUGAGGAAAAUAAUGCAAAUUUGUUUAAUGAAAAUGUGUAAUAAAUUUUUUUGGUGAUCAGAGGGGAAAAAACAUCUUUUUAUUCAGAAAGCAAAAGUCAUUUCUGUAAUUCAUGUCAAGAAAUCAGAACAAGUACAAGCAUUUUAUCAAAAUAAAAAAAUUUAAUAAAAUGUGUCAAAAAAGGGAAAUAAUAAAAAUAAUAAAAUAUUCACAAGAAUUAAAGGUUAUGAUUAUUUUACCUGUUUAAAAUUAUUAAUAUACAACAAAAAUAAUCAGUAGACAAUUAAUACUUUAUGUUACUCUAUUAGAUAGUUUCUUGUUUUUUUUAACAAAGGUAAGUGUCACUUGUGCUACUUUAGAUUCUGGAUAUAUUUUAGCACACUUGUCAAUUUUAUUUUAAAUCUUUUCUUUCAGAAAUUAUUGGCUGGGUUCUAUUGUAUUUUGUGUUAUUUACAAUUGAUGCACUGGUAACAACAGUUGUAGUAAUUCACCUAAUGCUCUAAUAAGUUCUUCUGUGAAAUAAUUUUGGUGUUAAUGAUUAGGUAGCUUUAGUUUGUCUAUGUAAGGAUUUUCUUCUUAACUAUCCUGAAGGAUAUAGCUGGCAAUGUCACCAAAAUGGAAAAAAAAAGGGUUUAUCCAGUGCUGUCUUGGUUUCUUUAGGGUUAAUAUAUCUAUUUAUAAACAGUUAAACACCACACAUGAGUGAAAUGUAUGGACCAGGAGAGGUAUCAACACUCAAACAAAACUGAAGGUAUAUCAGGUGGCUGUUCUCCCUACGCUUCUCUAUGCCUGUGAAACGUGGACGGUCUACCAACGCCAUGCAAGAAUGCUGAACCACUUUCAUACAACAAGACUCAGAAAAAUCCUCAACAUUAAAUGGCAGGACAGGGUCCCAGACACUGAGGUGCCCAUGUGGGCAGGUCUCCCCAGCAUCUUCACAAUAUUGAUGAAGUCCCAGCUUUGCUAGGCGGGACAUGUGAGAAUGUCAGAUGACCGUCUUCCCAAAAGAAUUUUCUAUGGUAAGCUUGAACAAGGAGAGCGGUCUGCUUGCGGACAGAAAAAAACGCUUUAAAGACAACAUAAAAGCCUCUCUGAAAGCGUCCGACAUAAACCCAGACAUGUGGGAGGAACAGGCAAAGGAUCGAACUUUAUGGCGUUCUACUUUGCAUGGGAGCUCCAUACAACAUGAAGUUGGCAGAACAGCGGCUGCAGAGCGAAAGAGACAUGCAAGGAAGGCCCGGUCUGUCUCUGCUUCCGGAGAUGCGCCAUCAUUCCCCUGCACCUACUGGACAAGAGAAUUUCGUGCCAGAAUCGGCCUCAUUAGCCAUCUGCGCACCCACAGACAGAACAGCACAAACUCUGAUUAAAGUGGUCAUGAUCGACUUCCGACUCAUGAACAACAACAAAAAAUUGCACCAUCAGUUUUGGUUCUAUUCACAAUAUAAAUCCAUUUGCUUUUAUGUCAUUUGAAAUAAGAGAGACUGUUCUAUUAUCUCUACACUGAAAACAGUUAAAAUUUCUUUAUCUCAUAUCCAGCACUUCACCUUGCUUUGUUGUUUUUUUUUUUAAAUUUUCUCCUUAUAAAAAUCAGACAACAAAUUCACUUUGCCAAAUUCACUUUGCGUAGUUCGUUCUUAUUUACUGUUUCAAUAUUAGAAACUUUGAAGAAUGUCAUAUGUUAAAUAAAUCUGUGGACAAGAGGAAUUGGCCAAAAAUCCAUGGUAGGGUGUUGAAGUUGACCAGUAUUUUUAUACACUGGGGACCUGUACAGCUGCCAUGUACAAUUGAGGUCCAGGAAAUUUGUAAAAUUCAUAUGUUGAAAUAUCAACCAAACUCUGAUGAUCGACUGUUUAGAAGGUUCCAUGGUAGAUGAAUAUCUGUUGUAUUUUACAAAUGUUUCAAAUCUAGUGUCAAAAAUAUCUCGAAAAUACUUCAGGAAGAAUAAACUGCCUCACUGUAUCCCUUGUUGAAAUUUCUUACCUCAGAUGUAAGCCUGACUUUUUGACUGGGUGAAAUUAAGGAGUGGGAACUGGUGGGUCAUCAUAUUGUACAUCAUAUGAGUUUAAUUUUUGAAAGUAAACGAACAACUGAUAUUAUAUUUGGUAUUUUGAGGGAUGAAAUGAACAAAAAGUAUAUUGGCCUAUGCCAACUAAUACGUGACUACACUUGUAUUUCCAGUUUUUAUAGCUCCCAUUAUUGUAAAUACCAUUAUAACUUUAAAAAACUUAUUAUUGAAUAUUUUUAUUUUCAACACACAUUGAUGACAAAUUUCAUAUUCUUUAGGAUGAAUAUAUCAGCAUAAGUAGCACCAAAUGCAAUAUUUACGUUCCUUAGCAAUAGUCACUAAGAAUUACGACUUCACUAUUAUCUAAUGUAAUAAAAUAUUCACACAUUAUAAAGUAAUGCAAUUUUAGAAAUUUCAAUUUAAAAAUCUGAAAUAUUUUUAAAUGCUUAAAAACAAAAGUUAUACAGAUACAUUUAUACAAAUAAUAAGAAAACUCAUAAAAGCAUAGAAUGAUGCAACACUUGACAAAAAAAUGAAAUUCCAGUAUUUAACUAUUGCAUUGGCUGUGAUGGACAAUUUUCUUAAAAAUAGAAAUCAUUAUCACUUGAUUCAGGCUCUCAAUUAUCUUCUUCCUCAGAAGAUUCAGAUAGAAAUUUGUUGAAAUUUUCGCCAUUAAUAUUCAUUUUCAUAGUGAUUGCACUGCUAAGUCAAUGUGAGUCUAUUUAAGAUAGCAACUCUGACUGAGUUAUGUCACAUGUUUCUUGAACUCGCAAAACAAAUAAAAAUUAUUAAAAUCUUUUAAUUGUUAAUUAUUUUUUUAUUUUUCUUCCAACUGUAAACUUUAAAAAAAAAUAAUUACUUGAAAAAAUAAAAAAUUUUGUCAGUGAAAAAAACCUGCGUAUAUAAAAUUAGUUCAUCCAGCUAACAAUUUUUUAAACUUGAACAAUUUAAAUGUAAGACAUAAAUAAAUGUUUUUCUUAAGUGCAAAAAUCAGCCAUCAAUCACAUAUCAUAAAAGCCUCAAUUCCUGAAUGGCAAUAUUCACUUCAAGAGUGAUUAUUUUAUUUUUAACAGGGGAUAAGCUUCUUUCUGACAGAUUGAACAAUGAAUUUCUAUAUCUUUCAGUCCUUACUUUGAGGCAAAGAAUUUGCCUCGAUCGAGCUUAAGUAACUCAUGAAGUUGGUGGGGUAUUGCCUCCAAAUUUUUUUUAAUUUUACAAAUGCAUUUUCCUUCAAAUCCAUUAUUAUAAUAAAAGAAAUAGUGUGAGUGAAAAAAUGUGUAUGUUGUAAUUUAUGCUUUUCUUGUUUAGGUUCAUUUGCUGAGUGGAUGCAAUGGCACCCUGAGACCCUGGGCUGUGUCUUGCCCCUUGUGCUCCAAGGAAUUAGCAAUCCAGAUGUAGGGACAGCAGCAACAAUAGCCUUAAAGGACAUCACCAGAGAAAAUUUGUCCAAUAUUCAACCUUUUGCACAUCAGAUUUUGAUGGCUUGUCAGGUUUGUAAGCAUGUUUUGUUACAAAAUUAUCUUAAACUUAAUUUGAUAAUGGGAAAUAUUAUGAUCACUUAUUUUAUCCAGAGUCGUUGCUUGACCUUUGGAGUCAACCUGCUACUUUUGUUUCCCUCAAUAUUCAAAGUUGAUAUUUUAAAUUUUUUCCACAUCACAACUUUGGGCCCCUUAAAAAUCUGAAGCCCACAAGGAUGACUCUGAUUUUAAACAUUUGAUUUGAUAAUAUAAGAAAAGUAUUGUUAAAGAAUACAUUUACUUGACAAGUUUUAUCUUUUUUUUUUUUUUCAGAGUUGUUUUGAGGCUAAUGUUUUGAAGGUGAGACCAUUUUAUUUGCUAUAAGAUUUUGUUAAAAUGUUCCAAUUUUUUGGGGUCAUAUUUGCAUGAUAAACUAGCACCAAGACUUUCUUUUGUAACAUCUGAAUUAAAAGUCUGUCUUGCAAAUGAAAUUUUCUUUUUUUUCUUUCAGUCUAGAGACUUGCUUCGACUUAUGUCCAGUGUGGGUCAUAUACUGUCUGUGAUGUCCUCCCAUGAAAUAAUGCAGUAUUUAGACAAAAUGAUUACCCCGCAUGUAGAGCACCUUGUUGCCCUUGCAGAAACCCAGGUUUGUGGUACUUAUUUGACAACAGAUUUUUUUUUUCCAACUACUUUGCUUCUUUACAUUAUUUUUUAUCAUUGAACAUUGUUUAACUUGAUUAUCAAAUAGUCAUAUAUAGGCUGUUCACCUAUUGACCAACUGAUCAUUUAUGUCAUUAGUUAACAUAGUAAUAAUAAUAAUCAGUAUAUAUGAUAUGUAUUUAAAAAAGCACAUCAUAAUCAUAUUCCUAAAACUAGUGAAAAAUUAGUUGUACAAUAAAUGGUUUAAUUAUUUCUAGCUAAUGCUGUGAACCAUGAGAUGAAUUUUUUUCCCUACUCUUUCCUGCAGCCAUGUCCCUCCAAUAGGUCAGAUGUUCAUACAACUGUUAGUAUUUUUGCAUGGCUCUUUGGUUCUCUCGACACUGAACUGGAGGGUGGUGAUGAAGAACACCAACAUCAGCAACAAGCAAAACAACAGCAGGAUCCAUCAGAGCCCAAACCUGUAAGUGUUUUAUGGGUAAAAUUAAAUUGGCCGACCAGUCCUAUAUUUUCAUGGAAAGACUUGAAUGUAAAUCUGAACUUUCUAAGAAAAAAUAUAUUUUAAGUGGCGUGCAUAUUGAUCACACCUUAACACUAUAACAUAGAAAUUUAUCCUUUUUUUCAGAUAUUUGUGGUACUUGAAAAGAUUUCUCCAUCAAUUCAAAAAAUUGCAUAUGCUUGGACAUUUGAUACUGGUAUAAUAGAGGUGAGUAUUUUGACAAAAUGUUGCAGAUUGGUUCAUUAGUUGUGCUUAUGUUAAGAAAUUUUCCAAUUCAUUAACUACGUGUGAGCAAUAAAAGUGCCAUCACUGAAAAAAAUGUCUUGCAGUUCAUGUAGAAACUAUUACAGUACAUAUGUAUCUAUAUAUAGAACACCUGUUUUGCUGAUCAGAUGUUGAGUAAUGUAACACCCAUCUAAGUUUGGAAGUUAAUUUUCAUCCAACAGCUCAUGUCAUUUCUUCUAUUGAUAAAAUGUUAUCAUUGCAGGCUGUUUGUGAUCUCUACAAAAAAGCCCUACAAAAAUUAGACAACGAUUUUGCUCCCAUCUCAGGGGAUCUCACUGAGCUGGCCAUUAACUUAUAUCAAAGAUGUCCAAGCACGGCCAUUAUUGAUCUAUGCAAACAAGUAAACAUUUAAACUAUACAACACCUCAUCUGAAAGCAUUAUUUAGUUAAUCUAUUUAUAUUAAUCUGGGUGAAUUAUAGUACAGGUUUGUCUAACCUGAUUUGUUACUUAACCCAAUUGUGAGAAGGGACAAGACAUUUUGUAUUCAAACUAUGAGUAUGAGACCAAUAAAUUGUAUCUCUGUUAAUGGAAUUGAAUUAACUUGCCACCUUGCUCAUUUAUACUUUUGUAUGAAGUACCAUAACUUUAGCAAAUAUUGUCCAUUUAUUUUUCAGAUGCUCUUGAUAUUUGGCUUGCAAGAAAAUUUUAUUCCUUUUUCUAAAGUCAUUGUUGACAAUGUCUGCACUCGGUCUUUACAGAUGUUCAGUGCAGGUAAUCAUAUUAAAAUACCAGAUUAGAGUUUAUUGAUAUUAUUGAAACUAUUUCAUGUGGUUACCUGGAUGUCAUUUAAAAAUUACAUUUUAAAUCUUAUUUGUUUACAGGCAUGCGUAAUUUCACAGAUGUGAUAGAAGGUUUUAUGUGUUUCCUUGCCCAGGUAUGUUCUUUUAACCACACCUGUUUUCACUGCAUGUAGGAAUCUUGAGUUUAAACAUACUUUAACCUGUUUCUUUGUUCAUUGGUGAAACUAUUGGAUAAGAAACCCAAUAACAUAAUUAAAUUGUUUCAAUGCUCAUGAAUUUUUUUAAUGCAUUUUCUUUUGAACUUGUAAAAUCUUUUAUUCCAUAGGUGAUGAAGAAGUUGAAAAAGAUCAUUCUAGAAUGCAACUGUGACCUAACAGCAAUUUUUCAUGCAGGUUUGUGGGAAUAAUUCAUUAUUAACAGAUUUUUAUUAUUGUUUUAAUAAACUUACCUAUUGUUAAUUUGUUCUUUUUAAGGUUUAAGAGACAAAAGUUUGCACCAUUUAAAAGUCUCUUGUGCGCUUUUAAUAGAUGUAGCUAUGACUUGAAUUUCCAUUACUUCUUAUCUCCAGCUGUCUUAAGUAUGACAUUGCCCGAACACGCAACAGUCAAAGCAUCAUGCAGUUUUAUUGUAAGUUCUGUGUGUUCCUUACUUGGAGAUUUAAGUUUUUUUAACUUUCAUCCAAAAUACAUUUUAAAUGUUUAUAUUUUUAAAAUAAAAAUCUCGCUCAUACAAAAAACAAAAUAGGUGUAAUUUUUUUUAGUUAAUCAUUCAAAAUUGUCUAUAAAUUUGGUUAAAAAGGGAAAUUGCAAAAAAUAUUAAUAAAUAUGAUAAUUAUUUAUUAAAUAAUUAGAACAGACAUACUGCUGGCAUUUUUUUUUUUUUUAAAGAAGUCUUAAUAGUUUAAGGAAGUGAUCAGUGUGGUAAAUUUCAAUAAUUCUGGGUGUCUACGAAGCUGGGUAUAAUUUGUCAGUGAUAGUCUUUUAGUGUUAAAAGGUUUAAACUUCAAAUUGUAUUUACGUUUCAUUUUUUAUUACAGAUCGAAUUCCUAAAUGCUGGGGCAGAGAAUGAUGUUUUUAAGAAUAUAGUCAUCACUCAUGGACACAUUUUGAUAGACAGAAUUAUGAGAGUGAGCACUAUUUUAUUUUUGUCUCAAUGACUUAUUAAAAAACUAUUUUGGCAGAUUUUACUCUCACUGUGUAGUUGUAACUUAUCUUUGUACUCGUGAAGACAGGCGUUAAAGUAAUGUACACUUACUGGAAAUAACAAGAUUUUAGCCGCAGAUUUUGUUAGUAAGUCCCCCCUAAAAUAAUAGAGAGUUAUAAUUUCUAUCUUUAAUGUUUUGUACCUAGGCUAUAGGGGGUGAAUCUCAGAGGGGCAUCAUUGACUAUAUCGCUGAUGUCAUCAUGGCACUGAACAAACAUUUUGUCAGCCAGCUGGCUUUGUGGCUAAAAUCUAUUGUAGAAAAUGAAGGCUAUCCCUCCCCAAGGGCUUCUAAGCAAGACAAAGAAAAUUUCAUCAAAAACCUGUUGAGGUCAGUAUUUAUUUUUUAAAAAAAAACAAUUGUAAAAAAAGAAUUCCAUAGAUAUACAUUUAUAUCUAUUUUAUUGAAUCAAUAUUCUUUAAUAAUAAUGUUUGAAGCCCUUUUCUGUGUAUAGUACAACAGUAAAGGGGUGGUCAGAUAUGUGAUCUUUGGAAUACCUUAUAAAAAUUAUGCAGCUAAGAAACCCUCACAUUGCUUCAUAAAUUAAAUGGUUUUGUCUUAACGAUAACAAGCAAAAUUCACAAUCAAAUUGGUAAUUUAACAUGUCAUUGCUGCAGUCCCUCUGCCACAUGACCUUUCAACUUUACCAAUCUACACAUUUUGGCUGACACAAAGCUACUAUUUUAUUAUCUAAAAUGUAAACAUGACGAUGAAUAAAAGGGUUAUGAUAUGAGUGUUUCAAGGUCUUUCAAAGGAUAUUGGCUAUUAAAUUCAUGUUACAUCAUGCUGAUUCAAAUAUAUUUUUUUAUCUCCAGAGAUCGAAUGAACAAACGCAAAACUAGGGAUGUUGUAAAAGAAUUCACACUGCUGUGCAGGGGACUGUUGGGAACUGAGUACGCUGAGGCUGCUGCAGCCUUUUUGUGAUACAAGGCCUUCGCUGGAACAUGGUGUGAAUGAGAGAAAAUGAAGGAGGGG
Lymnaea stagnalis (great pond snail) is the source of this 18542-nucleotide messenger RNA. The record is from the annotation of a GenBank genome assembly. Lineage: Eukaryota; Metazoa; Mollusca; Gastropoda; Lymnaeidae.